Molecule: messenger RNA, 1254 nt
Organism: Colletotrichum orchidophilum
Lineage: Eukaryota; Fungi; Ascomycota; Sordariomycetes; Glomerellales; Glomerellaceae
Product: F-box domain-containing protein
Exons: 2
Coding region: 1-1254 (417 amino acids)
Molecular function (GO): protein binding
Source: RefSeq, a predicted model, not a curated record
AUGUCUUCAACAUAUUCAUCACUAUUUAUGGGUCCACACAUGCAAUCAGACCCGACAGAUUGCGACCUAGGCACACUAGAUGGCCUCGAAGGGCUACCGCUCGAGAUUAUUUUCGAUAUUUAUCAUCAACUCGAUGUCCGCAGCAUUUUCUCACUAGCUCAGGUCAACACUCUUUUCCAUGGACUGUUGAAAAGAAACAAAGCGGCGAUUUUGCUACCAGUUCUCCAGCGAGAGUUUAGCCCAUUGCCCGAGCUGCUCCAAGUCUUUACAGCAUCGGACCAAGACAUGCUCCAAUACGGGGAUACCUUUCAGCCGCGUCGCGUGGUUUUCAGACGAUUCCCAGGCGACAUGACGGGCGUCACUCUAUCCCGCGGUGGUAUCCCACACAACGCGGGCGCUUUGAACGGAGACCAACCAGCCAGGGCCACUUUGCCGUCACCUCGAUCGGUCACGCUCGUUGAGAGAGACUUGAAAUCGUUGCUAAAGUAUUGCUUGGUGACACGGCACUGGGAAGAAUUAUUCCCUCAACUCCACUGGUUCGCGACACCCGAGGACUGCCGUCAACUUGAUGAACCAGAGAAAUUCAAGCUUCGACGGGCUCUCUAUCGAUGGUGGCUAUACGCCUUUUACUUCCACGGCGAGCUUCUUCGGCCGCGGAGCAGUCAGCCAGAGCCGUUUGUAAACGAUAUCCGAACCAGCCAUAUGCGACUUCAUUCAACUCGCGAGUUGAUCGAGAUGAGAGACCUUUUUCUGUCAAUGAAGAACCUCGUCCGAUACUACAUCUACCCGAACCUAGAGCAGAACCUCGAACCUGUUGACGAGAGCAGCCCGCUUGAAACGAUGAUUGAAACCAGCAUUCGCGAGCGCAUUGUGGACACAUAUGCCAAGCUUGACCCGAGAGAUCUGAUGUUCUACUUCGAUAACCUCUUCAACUACCCUCGAAAGAGACUGGUGACGGAUGUCAACUUGAAGCAUCCCGCCUUCUCUCAGGACCAGGAAUCUUUGGUGGCAGCGGUCCAGUCAGCAGCGGAUGAGCGGCCAUGGCUUUACGACAUUGUCGAUCUGACCAGCAUUGGAGGCAUCGUUACCUCUGAUGAAGGCCUGGACGAGCAUCUCGGUCGUGACGGUAGUCAUGAUGGCUCCAUUCCCCCUCCAGGAGCAUUCCGGCGGCCGAGGGGGAUUUGGGCACCACCAGGGGACGAUGGCCGAGCUCUUGCCGAGCGAAGUCAUUCACAUGGUGGGCAACGUUACUGA